Molecule: messenger RNA, 1614 nt
Organism: Mya arenaria
Lineage: Eukaryota; Metazoa; Mollusca; Bivalvia; Myida; Myidae
Product: circumsporozoite protein-like
Exons: 2
Coding region: 1-1614 (537 amino acids)
Source: RefSeq, a predicted model, not a curated record
AUGCCACCUGCCCUUGACCAUUCCCUGGCCAUAUGUAGGUUCUGUGUGUCACCUGCACUUGACCAUUCCCUGGCCAUAUGUAGGUUCUGUGUGCCACCGGCCAGGUGUGACAGCAGUAGUAAUGCUACAGGUGUGACUGGCAAUAGAAAUGAUGCAGGUGUGGCUGACAGUAUAAAUGGGAAUGCAGCAGGUGUGACUGACAGUAGACAUGGGAAUGCUGCAGAUGUGACUGACAGUAGGAAUGCUGCAGGUGUGACUGACAGUAUAAAUGAUGCAGGUGUGACUGACAGUAGAAAUGGGAAUGCAGCAGAUGUGACUGGCAGUAGAAAUGGAAAUGCAGCAGGUGUGGCGGACAGAAGAAAUGGGAAUUCUGCAGGUGUGGCUGACAGUAUAAAUGGUGCAGGUGUGGCUGACAGUUUAAAUGCUGCAGGUGUGACUGACAGUAUAAAUGCUGCAGGUGUGGCUGACAGUAUAAAUGCUGCAGGUGUGGCUGACAGUAUAAAUGCUGCAGGUGUGGCUGACAGUAUAAAUGCUGCAGGUGUGGCUGACAGUAUAAAUGCUGCAGGUGUGGCAGACAGUAUAAAUGCUGCAGGUGUGGCUGACAGUAUAAAUGCUGCAGGUGUGGCUGACAGUAUAAAUGCUGCAGGUGUGACUGACAGUAGAAAUGAUGCAGGUGUGACUGACAGUAGAAAUGCUGCAGGUAUGGUUGGCCGAGGGAAUGCUGCAGGUGUGCCUGACACUAGAAAUGAUGCAGGUGUGGCUGACAGUAGAAAUGCUGCAGCUGUGACUGGCAACAGAGGAAAUGCUACAGGUGUGACUGACAGUAGAAAUUAUGAAAGUUUGGCUGACAGUAGAAAUGCUGCAGGUGUGAUUGACAAUAGAAAUGCUGCAGAUGUUACUGACAAUAGGAAAGUUGCAGGUGUGGCUGACAGUAGAAAUGCUGCAGGUCUGACUGACAGUAGAAAUGUUGCAGGUGUGACAGCAAAUAGAAAUGGAAAUGCUGCAGAUGUGACUGCCAGUAGAAAUGGGAAUUCUACAGGUGUGACUGACAGUAGGAAUGCGGCAGGUGUGAUUGACAGUAGAAAUGCUGCAGGUGUGACUGCCAGUAGAAAUGGGAAUGCUGCAGGUGUGACUGACAGUAGAAAUAUUGCAGGUGUGACUGGCAGUAGAAAUGCUGCAGGUGUGACUGACAAUGGAAAUGAGAAUGCUGCAGGUGUGACUGACAGUAGAAAUGCUACAGGUGGGACUGACGAUAGAAAUGCUGCAGAUGUUACUGACAGUAGGAAUGAUGCAGGUGUGACUAACAUUAGGAAUGCUGCAGAUAUGACUGACAGUAGAAAUGGGAAUGCUGCAGGUGUGACUGACAGUAGCAAUGCUGCAGGUUUGGCCGACAGUAGAAAUGGGAAUGCUGCAGGUGUGACUGACAGUAGAAAUGCUGCAGGUGUGACUGCCAGUAGAAAUGGGAAUGCUGCAGGUGUGACUGACAGUAGAAAUGAUGCAGUUGUGACUGGCAGUAGAAAUGUCCAUAUUGUUAUCAAAGAUCGUACAGUACGAUUGUUAACUUUCCAAGUAGUGAUAAUAUUAUCUCAGAACAAUUUUUGUAUGGUAACGUAA